Molecule: messenger RNA, 2371 nt
Organism: Phytomonas sp. EM1
Lineage: Eukaryota; Euglenozoa; Kinetoplastea; Trypanosomatida; Trypanosomatidae
Source: the annotation of a GenBank genome assembly
CGUGACAAUUGUCCAUGGUGAAGACUUCUCUGUUUAUCCACAUAUAGAUAUAUUUAUAUAUAUAUAUCUACCCUCUAAGUGAUUUCGAGGAAGAAACUAUUAAACAACAUCUAAUUUUUGGUAAGUCAAAACGUCACAGUUUAAUUUUCUCAAGUGUGCGUAUAAGCUUAAUUUAGCUGUUGUGGAACCAUUGGCACGUAUAUCUUUUAAUCUUAGACAACUCCUUUCCUCUAAGUGCUAUCUAGUGACAGCGAAAAAAACGAUGUCUAAUCCUAUACUCUCUGACCAUAAUGGGUUGAUUUAUAAAGAUCAAGAUUUACCUUUAGAAAGUCUUGCCAAUCCCAUGCGUCAUGGAAUUCCUCAGAGUAAUUCAUGGGGCCCGGAAAUUCAAGAAGACCUCAAUUUGGAGGCAGAAAGCAACUCCGAUAGUCAUUUCCACUACAAUCCAGCAAGAGACUGGCGUAAAAAAGAUGACAUGGCAAAGAUUGGGAAAACUCCCAACGCUGCUGCACUGAUAGAACGCAUGCUUCAGUACAUGAAGACCGACCCACCGUUUCCAUCCCCCUUAAAGCAUGUCCUUGCCUUUAUCAACGGCGAGUCUGGUGAGAAGAAUACGUCUUCGAUCGUGCACAGAUCCUUGAUCACGGAGCUCGGCGUAGAAUACGUCGUGUUGUUGUCAAAGGACAUGUUCGCAAACCCUCGUUCGCUGCGUCAGCGGAUCAAAGAGCAGAGUGUUGUUUAUCAUCCUGAAAAAAUCAACGUACGGGAACGUACCUUGGUGGGAAAUGUAUCCCAAACAUACGAAGACGAUGAAAAGUCAUCGUCGUACAGGGGAACGAUUGUCAUCUCUGGGGGUGACGGGACGAUCUCUUUUAUCAUGGAUCAAGUCCAGCUCGUGGGAGAAGAAUUAGAGAAGGAGUUCGGACUCGAGAUGAGGGCAUCAUCGUCCGAGCAGUGGGAAGUGGACUCACUCACAACUUGUGAUCACGAGGAGUGCACUAUGAACACUCAUCACGCAACGGGCAUUCAAAAACAAACACCUAAUCGUGAUAAGGUAUCCUGUGAGAUGUCAUGCCAUUCCCUCGCGAGGGAACUCUUUACGUUGCCCGCUAUUGCGGUAAUUCCAAUGGGCACCGGCAAUGACUUCAGCAAUUGCCUUGGCUUUGGGAGUGGUCUCAAGAUAAAUGAUGUUUCGCUUUGCUGCUACGGCUGCGAUUCGACCGUGAUCAAACUCUUGCAAGAGGCGACGAGUUCCGAGUGCAUCGCAUUCGACCGUUGGUUGGCAGAGUUUGUUCCCCUUGAGGUGGCUCAACGCUACCUCAAACGAACCCCGCAUUCCCUUUCGCCGGUGCAGGCCAACGACGAAAGAGUUUUUGUACGCAUGACGGCCAUGAACGAGACGGCAGCAACCCACGCCGAAAACGCUCAUGAGGAGAUGAAGGAAAUGUCAGUCAACGGAUGCGCCCUUUCGCCCACUUCAAGUCUGGUCGACUCUCGACCGGAGCACAAUGCGGCCAAUCUAGUCCAUCACAUUGAUUGGGAACGUGUUCGCGAGGAUGCCCGAUACAAGUCGCGGAAUGUCACCAAUUACGUCAGUGUCGGCUACGAUUCCUACGUCACGUACCAGUUUGAUCGCUUUCGUCGGCAGCAUCCGUGGUUCUGCAGCACGCGGACGCGGAAUAAGAUGGUGUACUGCGCGAUGGGCCUUAAAGCGGGGACGAAGUGCAAGCGGCUUCGACGGCUGGUGCCCGCCGUGUGCGUUCCCGACCCCUUUGCCCCCGCCGGGAGGCCCGAGAUGGUCGCCCUGCGGCUCCCCAAACACGCCAAGGCGCUGUUGUUCAGCAACGUCGACUGCUACUCCGGCGGAACGCGGCCAUGGUCGUCCAGAGGGGGUCUUUACUACCGCCCGGCUGAGCUGCAAAAAGGGAACGUAAGGGGCGCCGCCCCGACGACGACGCCCCCCGUGAUGCCGGUGAGCGUCAACGACGGAAAGUUCGAGGUGCAGGCGAUGGGCGGUGUGCUCGACUAUGGCUCCCUCAGCGUUGGCAUUACCGGCGCCACGAAGAUUAUCCAGUCUGGCGAGGCCUUCGCCUUCGUCCGGUGCUCCCCGGAUGACCUUCGCUACCCCUAUCAGACACCUCAGAGCGACCUGCCAAGUGAUGUGCUCUCGCCCACAAGGGCUAACGAUGAUCCAUCGGGGAGCAAGGAAAGCAUGCCGCCGAAGCUCUGGGUUCAGGUGGACGGGGAGGCGGUUUUCCCACUCACGGAGCCAACGAUCGUGCACAUCCGGCGGAUGAACCAGGGUAGGAUCUACGUGCGUUGCCGAAAUCCAUCAUUGCUAUCGCAACUAACGACAACUAAGAAACCCUAG